This is a messenger RNA of Phacochoerus africanus (Common warthog), 1494 nucleotides long. Its product is annotated as disintegrin and metalloproteinase domain-containing protein 21-like. Gene Ontology annotation, biological process: proteolysis; male gonad development. The transcript has a single exon. Gene Ontology annotation, molecular function: metalloendopeptidase activity. The annotation marks the transcript as partial. Gene Ontology annotation, cellular component: external side of plasma membrane; sperm head plasma membrane; plasma membrane. Lineage: Eukaryota; Metazoa; Chordata; Mammalia; Artiodactyla; Suidae. The record is from RefSeq and is a predicted model, not a curated record.
UCUCAGUGGCAACAAAUCGGUCUUUCCCAGCUACAGUAUGAUGCUGCACAUAUUUUCAUUAAAAGUUCACUUAUAAGUGUACUUGGUAUAGCCUAUGUUGCAGGAAUAUGUCGUCCUCCUCUCAAUUGCGGAGUUAAUAAUUUCAGAGGAGACCCCUGGUCUGUUUUUGCCCUCACUGUAGCUCAUGAGUUGGGUCAUACUUUGGGAAUGAAGCACGAUGAAGACUCCUGUUUGUGUGGGCAAAGUGCUUGCAUCAUGAAUGCUAUCAGAGUGCCAGCAGAGAGAUUCACCGAUUGUAGUUAUGCAGAUUUUACAAAGACCGCUUUCAACCAGGGAUCGUGUCUGCACAAUCCUCCAAUUCCAGGGACAGUCUUUAUGCUGGAGCACUGUGGGAAUGGUGUGGUUGAAGGAGAAGAGAAGUGUGACUGUGGAUCUGUAAAGCAGUGUAAACAAGAUCCCUGUUGUCUGCUGAACUGCACGCUGAGGCCUGGGGCUGCUUGUGCUUUUGGGCUUUGUUGCAAAGACUGCAAGUUCAUGCCAUCAGGGGAACUCUGCAGACGUCAGGUCAAUGAAUGUGACCUUCCGGAGUGGUGCAAUGGCACAUCCCAUCAGUGCCCAGAAGAUGUAUAUGUGCAGGAUGGGAUUCCCUGUAGUGAGCGUGCCUACUGCUAUCAAAAGAGCUGUAAUGACCAUGAUGAACAGUGCAGGGAGAUAUUUGGUGAAGGUGCAAAGAGUGCAUCCCAGAGUUGCUCCAAAGAAAUCAACUCCCAGGGAAAUCGUUUUGGCCACUGUGGCAUCAAUGGCACAACAUACCUAAAAUGUCCUAUUUCAGACAGCUUUUGUGGGAGAAUUCAGUGUGAGAAUGUGGGAGAUAUUCCCCACCUGAGGGAUCACUCAACUUUGCAGUACACCCGCAUCAAUGAUGUCACCUGCUGGAGUAUCGACUAUCACUUAGGGAUGAAUACACCUGAUGCUGGUGAAGUGAAAGAUGGCACAGUGUGUGGUCCAGGAAAGCUCUGCAUACACAAGAGGUGCGUCAGUCUGUCUCUCCUGUCACAAGUCUGCCUGCCUGACACCUGCAACAUGAAUGGGAUCUGCAAUAAUAAGCAUCACUGCCACUGCAGCCAUGGGUGGUCCCCACCCUACUGCCUACACAGAGGCAAUGGAGGUAGUGUUGACAGUGGCCCGGCAUCCGCCAGAAGAGUUUUCUUGCCACUGGUUGUGACUCUUAGCUUGUCUCUUUUGCUUUUACCUUUGGCUGCUAUAUUUAUGCACCUUCGACAACGUUUUGGGCCCAAGAAGACUACGGCUCAUUCUUCAGAUUAAGAACAUGCCUGUAACUUAAUAUCCUCUACACGAUUAAGUUUUAGUCUAUUGGCAGUAGAAGUUUUACUACAUACCUGACACUGAACCCAUUUCUGACAGUUGACAGAAAAAUGCAGAGAGACCUUCCCUUCUGUCAGUAUCAGAAACUUUGCCAUCAAGCAAAGGUAA